AACUAAACUCGAGAUUGGAAGGGUGCAGUUGACUCUCUGGCAGGAUCCAGGAUUGGAUCCCGGCGACCCAACACAGUGUCUGGCAUGUGAGACACCUGCAGGAAGUGUUUGGAGGAAGAAAGGAAGAUAAGAAAGGGAAAAGCGAUAGGAGGAAACCGGGCAGCUCAUCAUUUUCAGGAGCACCUUUUGCAGGGUCUGACUGACCUCCCAACUCACAAGGUUUAGAGCAGCUUGGGCAGAUGUUGAAUAAUUCUGCACCUGUUCCUAUCACCGCUCUGCCAUGCUCCCUUCCUGGAUUCGCUAUUGAGAAGCGCAUCGGCAAGCUGAGAACGGACAGUAGCAGUCUUGUUUUGGUUUAAUGCCAUAGGUACAAAAGCUGCCACUGCUGUGAGGUCUCCUGCCUUGGAUCCAGCUCUCUCCCCAGCACGGAUGAUAAAUUAACAUUACGUGCUACUGAAAGGACUCAUCUACGCAGGCUUCUCCAUCAUGUCUGAUGAUACUUUAUCAUCAAGAUCCUCACCUCCUGGCUCUCCCAAGGCUUCCAAGUACUCCAGACGGGCACCUUCCCCAUCAGAGGACAGCCAAUCAGAGGACGAUGAGAGUUCACAGGACGAAUCUCUGUCUGAUGCUGAGGAUGAGUCUACAGAGUGUACGGAUGAAUUAGACACUCUAGACUUUGGGGAUGAUGAGUCUGAGGAGGAGUACCUGGAGGAGGAUGAGGUUUUAGAUGAGGAAGCAGUGUUGCAAAGGGAAACGUAUCUGCUUCAAGCAGCACAUAUGGAAGAGACUGCAUAUCUAAAAGAAAAGAGGCUUCGGAGGCAUCUGGAAGAUGGGUCUGCCUAUGGAUCCCUCCCUCAAUUCAAGAUAGAUACCACAUCAAGCCUGCUCGAUGUUAAUGCAAGAAGCCCAGUUCCAAGUAUCUCUCAAGGAACCCAUCUGAGUAGCUCUUCUUCCGGCUCCACACAUGACCUGAAGACUCCCACAUCUUCUUACUACAGUUUGCCAGGAAUCUCCGUCACCCUAAGAGAUCAGAGCAGUCAGACAGAAUGGGCCUACAAGAGCAAGUCAGGACUGUCCUUAAAAUCCAAAACAAGACUGGAUCAAGACUCCUCCAUGUUAAUCUACUCUAAAUCUGACUUGGAAGAAUCAGACAGCUUCCAUCCAGAGGCCUUUUGGGACACACUCAUGAAUGAACCUUUCAGCAAGCAGGAAGAGAGAAGCUUUGAAUCUCUCCCCAGCACCUAUCAGUCUGUGUUCAGGGAGAUCCUCCAGGAGUUAGCAAUCCAGGACGAACUGGAAGAUGACAUGGAAAUAUCCCUGAGUAAGCUGAUGGAAGAUGAAAACAGGAAGAAACUGGGAGCCUUGUUGAAGAAAAAUUUUGAAAAAUACAAAGAACCAAUUAUGUGGAUUUUGAAACAAUGUGAAGCUAUGGAGAUUAUCCCAGAGCAGACCAUCACCAUCACAUACCUAAUAUCAACUCUGCAACAGCCAGAGAAGCCUGAGGAAAAGGUAUUCGUAAGCCAUCCCUCUCUCUCGAGAUUACAUCUAGACCACAGAUGGGCACAGGCAAGGAUGAAGGUACAUCAAAGUGAUGGGAAACUGGCUGCCUACCACAGUGGGAAGAGCUUCCAUGUUUUCUUUCCUAAUGGCACAGGCCAGAUAUACUAUCCAUCAGGGAACCUGGCUCUGCUCAUCUCCUGCGAAGGAGUCGAAAAACUUACUUACAUUGUUCUGGAAGACUCUGUCCGUAAAAACAUCCGAGGCCUUGUUACCAACUCUGGCCAUGCCACCUUCUACAAUGAGGAUGGAGGGAUCUGGUUGAGCCUGAGCAAACUCCUGGGCUAUUAUUUCCCCAAAGGCAAGCGGCAGAAGGCCUGGAACUGGUGGGACCUGAGCUUGCACGUGCAUGCACCCCCCUUCAUGUGCAUCACUUUGAAACUCAACAAGUACAUCCGUGUGCAAAUAAGGAGCCAGGACAAGGUCAUCUUCUGCUUCCUGGCUCCCAAACAGAGGCAGAUUUGUUUAAACAUGGGCACCAAGUUCAAGCUUAUUAACCCAAAUGUGCAUCAAGCCUUGAUGCAGAAGGUGGUCCUGGAGACAGACCCCCGCCCAACAUCAUGGAAGAUCCACUUCCUUCUGGAAAAAAUCACUAGGAGUCUGAGUUUCCUGACGCUGUCUGAUUUGGAAGACUUCAUAGCAGUGGCCCAGGACUCACACCUAUCACAGUUCAUCCUGGCGCCCUCUGGAAGACUGUCUCAGCCACUAAGCUGCUGCUGACAUUGUACAAGUCACAUCUGAAGAACAGAACACUCAUGCCAGGCUGGGGUUGAAAUAGAAAACCCUCGCUCGAGGACCCCACUGUUUCUGCACUG
Mastomys coucha (southern multimammate mouse) is the source of this 2372-nucleotide messenger RNA. RefSeq names its product glutamate rich 6B (gene Erich6b). The record is from RefSeq and is a predicted model, not a curated record. The transcript is spliced from 18 exons. The coding region runs from base 487 to 2277 and encodes 596 amino acids. NCBI's taxonomy places the organism in Eukaryota, Metazoa, Chordata, Mammalia, Rodentia, Muridae.